This is a messenger RNA of Brassica napus (rape), 2178 nucleotides long. RefSeq names its product pentatricopeptide repeat-containing protein At2g25580-like. Gene Ontology annotation, molecular function: protein binding; RNA binding; zinc ion binding. Gene Ontology annotation, biological process: RNA modification. The transcript has a single exon. Bases 135 to 1910 code for a protein of 591 amino acids. NCBI's taxonomy places the organism in Eukaryota, Viridiplantae, Streptophyta, Magnoliopsida, Brassicales, Brassicaceae. The record is from RefSeq and is a predicted model, not a curated record.
AGGCCAAAAUACAUAGUCCAUCUCCGAUAGUAUCUUGGUCAUUUCGAGCUCGUAGCCGCCCAGCAUUAACCACCCCGGCAACUCCCGUCGGUCUGACUGAGAUCCUCCUUUACCAUUGGUCUCUGCUCUUUCUGAUGUAUAGGAAGCUAUCUUUGUUCACCAGAGCAAACUACGCUCGCAAUGAACCUCGCUCUUCCUCCGAAAGACUCCUGAGGCAUCUCAGCACGGCUGUUGAAAGGUUAGGUUUUUCAAACCCUAAUGAACACCGAGUCGAUGAUGAUUCAUCACAUACCUCCGCCGAUAUAAACCCUAGAGCAGGGUUCAACGGAAACGAAGUCAGUGUUCGGACACAACAGAGUCAGAGUUCUUGGUCUCGGAACCUCAAUUCCAACAGCGAUUACUGGACAAGCUCUGAUUACAACAGAAACGGUUGGCACUCAGGUAAUAACGAGGUCGAAGAAACGCUUGGAGAGUUCGAUUCGUAUUGCGAAAACUAUCUUCUCAAAAAGGCUAUAGAGUCUAUGGAAUCGUUGGAGAAUAUGGGCCAUGUCGUGGAUUUGCCUAGGCUCUUACGGUUAGUGCGUCUAUGUGGAGAAGAACAUCUUUCUCUAGAAGACAACCUUUUGCGAGAAGCCAAGGUCUCUCUUCAGGGGAAGAUCAGAGCGUGGGCUCACCAUUCGGAUGCUAACUACUUGAAGUAUUACACCGACCUUGUGAUUGAGGAGUUUGACGCGUUUUGCAGACAAGGGAAUGUCAAAAAGGCUCUGUAUACGAUGGAUACGUUGGCUAGUUUGAGUCAUCCUGUGGAUUUAGCUAGGCUUAUGCGAUUAGCUAAGCUGUGUGGGGAAGUAGAGGCUUCACAAGAAGCCAAGUUCGUUCAUGGGAAGAUUAUCUCCUUAGGCUGCGGUUUGGAUGUGAGUUCAUAUCAUGUUUUGAUAGAGAUGUACUCCAACUGUGGGAUGAUGAACGAAGCAUCGAGUGUUUUUGAGGAAAUGCGUGAGAAGACUCUGGAGACUUGGUGCGUUAUGAUAAGAUGUUUGGCGAAGAACGGACUAGGAGAAGACGCUAUCGAUAUGUUUACUCGUUUCAAAAAAAACCAAGGAAACAAACCCGACGGUGGACUGUUCAGAGGAGUGUUCUAUGCGUGCGGGUUGCUAGGUGAUGUUGACGAGGGAUUGUUGCAUUUUGUGUCGAUGUCCAAAGACUAUGGCAUCGUUCCUACCAUGGAGGACUAUGUAAGCGUCGUUGAGAUGUUGGCCUUACCAGGAUUGUUAGACGAGGCUUUAGCGUUUGUUGAGAGAAUGCCCAUGGAGCCAAAUGUCGAUGUGUGGGAAACACUGAUGAACCUCUCUCGAGUACAUGGAGAUCUGGAGCUUGGAGAUCGGUGCGCUGAGAUUGUCGAGGAGCUAGAUCCUACGCGGUUGAACCAACAGGCAAGGGACGGUUAUCUUCCGGUUAAGGCAUCAGAUGUUGAGAAAGCGAGUCUGAAGAAAAGAUCAGGGAUUCAUGGUCUUGGCAGAAUCUCAAACAGUAGGACGCAUGAAUAUAGAGCAGGGGACACCAAUCUACCUGAGAACGAUGAGCUUUUACAGAUAUUGAGAAACUUAAGGACGCAUAUGGUAGAGAGGGGCUACGUCUGUCAAACAAAAUUAGCUUUGCACGAUGUAGACGAAGAGAGUAAAGAGAAUGCACUUCUUGCACAUAGCGAGAGAAUAGCCUUUGCUCGUGCUCUUCUCAACACUCCACCUCGUAAUCAGUUCACGAUCAUGAAAAACCUUCGUGUGUGUAUUGAUUGUCAUAACGCCUUCAAGAUUAUGGCGGAUAUAGUUGGUAGACCAGUGAUCAUGCGAGAUGCAAAGAGAUUCCACCAUCUCAAAGAUGGAGCAUGCAGCUGCAAGGACUAUUGGUGAUUUAACGAAUAACCUUUGAGGUUCGUUCUAUUGGUUGUCUGCGUUGAAAAGCGUUUCGCACUCUGCUUUUUGUUUAUCCAAUUCUUUAAAACACAUUUCCAUAAUGUCUUCAUACGUGCAUCAUAAGCAGCAACUUUCUACCAUUACCAUUACUACUGUUGUCGUAGAUCAAUCUCAGCUUCUGUUUGUGUUCAGGUUACAUGAUCAGCUAUGUCGUGAAUGCUGUAUACUUCUUGUUCUGGAUAAUAUUAUCAACAUGUUUCUGGCU